GGCAGCGGCGGGGCCGCGCAGCCCCGGGCGGGUGCGCGCGUGGUGUCCGCCGCGCGCUAUGGCGGCCAAUGAAGACCAGGAGGUGAGAUGGAACUGGAGGCGCUGCGCUCGAUCUACGAAGGAGACGGCUGCUUCAGGGAGCUCAGCCCGGUGUCCUUCCAGUACAGGAUAGGUGAAAACGGAGAUCCCAAAGCCUUUCUAAUAGAAGUUUCUUGGCCAGAAACAUAUCCACAAACAGCACCAGUCAUAUCAAUGGAUGCUUUCUUCAACAACACAAUAUCUUCAGCUAUUAAACGAAGUAUAUUGGAUAAAUUAAUGGUAGAAGUUGAAGCCAAUCUUGGAACUGCUAUGACGUACACACUUUUUGAAUAUGCCAAAGAUAAUAAAGAGUUAUUCAUGGAAAAUCAGCCAGUUAACACUGUGACUUCAGUAAGCAAUAGUAUUUCUAUUGGAACUCCUGAUGCACCAGCAAAUAAGAAAAAAGACAAAAAGGAACAGUUAUCCAAAACCCAGAAAAGAAAGCUAGCCGACAAAACAGAUCACAAAGGAGAGCUUCCUCGAGGAUGGAACUGGGUGGACGUCAUUAAGCAUUUAAGCAAAACUGGUUCUAAAGAUGAUGAAUAAAGGACUUUGGUACAUGGAAACUCAACCUCUUAACACAGUGCAAUUUUGGGUCGCCGUCUUUCUCUUAAUAGCCUUCUUAUUUGUUGAAGUAAACAUUUUAUAAAGCUCAAUUUCCUAACUCGUAAACCUAGACACACAAGUUUGUCUUGAGACUACGUGGUCUUCUUCGAAAACUAAACUUGCCUUAAAUGGAGGUAAAAAUGUGAAAAAAGGAUACAGAGGGUGAAUGUGGUAAAGUGAAUAGUGCUAUAUGCAGUGUUUAUUAAUUUAUAUCUUACUCUGUAGUAAAAUCCUUUUGUAGUGAACCCAACGAUACUGUAAACAUUUCCUGAUGUUGCUAUUCCAAUGGAAGAAAAAAGCACUAUAACAGUGAUCAGUCACUUGACAGCAUAAUUCAUCAAAAUAAAUUAUUCCGUGGAAACAAAACUUUUGUCAUUCGUUUAUCUAAUACAAAUGUAGAAGAAGAGCAUAAAAAUUGUUGCAUCCCGAGGCAGAACUUGUUCUCUUUCCACUCGUUUUUGGCUGAAAUAGCAAAUACUAGUGAAAGCAAGGACAAGUACUGUAGUUACUCAAAGAAAUGAGUGGUUCCAACAAGUCUGCCUUCUUUAUUCUCUGAAGUAUGCAUCUGUUAGUCUUUCUCCAGUGUGCAUCUCUACAGAAGGUCGUGUGUUUGAGGGGAAAGAAGAGUGCUAUCUAGCAUGUCUCUCAUUGACUGUUAGAUUUUGCAGCUCUUUUAUGGGAGAAAUGAGCAUUCUUCGAAGGGUUUUGCUGGCUGAAUGGUGGAACAGCACGACAAGUCAGCACUGCCAAAUGUGUUGGGGAAACUUCUUCUCUAGCGUGCUCUCAUUAUUGUCAGAAAGAGAAGUCAUCUUUACCAUACGAAUGAUUAUUGAAUACAAGAUGCCUUAAUAUCCUUCAUUAUUUUUGUGUGUUUUGAGAUGAACCUUAAUAAAUACCUAUUUAUCUGCUGUCA
This is a messenger RNA of Gallus gallus (chicken), 1597 nucleotides long. It is a transcript of the gene RWDD4, whose product is annotated as RWD domain containing 4. The transcript is spliced from 8 exons. Lineage: Eukaryota; Metazoa; Chordata; Aves; Galliformes; Phasianidae. Gene Ontology annotation, molecular function: protein binding. The coding region runs from base 88 to 624 and encodes 178 amino acids. The record is from RefSeq and is a predicted model, not a curated record.